GGUCUAAUUUGUAGCUUAAGUCUAAGCACGCAAGGAACGAAUUUCCAAUAUAAAAAGAUAUAUAUAAAAGCCUUAAUCCCCUCGCAAACUUCACCGUUACUUGCGCUGGUAUCUCUCUUUCACCAACCCCUUUUCGUUCUUCCGCGCCUUAACACGGCUUUUCUUCCAAAUUCUGAUCUGUACCGAUUCAAGGAGAAGCACUCGGGGAUUGAUCAAGGUUUGUUGUACUGCAAACAUGGAGCCAUCAGCAAUGGCGAGACAGGUGCAGAACCAUCAGAAGUUGAAUUCCAGGGUUGCUAAAGAGAAUGAUACGAUGUUAGGGACUCUUAUUUCUCAAAAGUCUGGUAUUGAUUUAAUGCAAAACUGUGAUCUCCCUCCACCUCUGAAGGUCUUUACAGGGGUGGAUAAGGCGGUUGCUUUGUCGAUGAAUAGAGUUUGCAGCACGGGACGAGAGACUGAUAAAGACGAUCAUGAGUUUCUGGUAUUUAGAAAUGAAGGUGAGGAUGACAAGUUGGAGCUUUUGAAGGCGUUGAGAUUGUCUCAAACGCGUGCAAGGGAAGCAGAAAAGAAGGCAGCAGGCUUGGCUAAGGAGAGGGAGCGUAUAUCGAAUGCCUUUGUGAAGGAUUCGUUGCAGUUGUUCGCUUAUCGGCAGUGGGUGAGAUUGCUUGAGAUUCAAGUCUCAAACCUGCAAUCCCAGUUGCCAAAGCAAGAGAAGCAUUGUUGUGACAAACCAGAAGGGAAAAGAUUGCUGCCAGAGGGAAAUGAGGGCGGAAAUGGGGAUGAGAUGUCGUGGUUAGUUGCUUUGGCGCUUUGCCUUGGCAUUGCUAGUGUGGGUUUUGCAUUUGGUUAUAGAUAUUUGCUCUGAAUGCUAUUGUAUCAGUAGUAAUAGGAGAACCUUUA
Theobroma umbraticum is the source of this 900-nucleotide messenger RNA. RefSeq lists its product as uncharacterized. The record is from RefSeq and is a predicted model, not a curated record. NCBI's taxonomy places the organism in Eukaryota, Viridiplantae, Streptophyta, Magnoliopsida, Malvales, Malvaceae.